Messenger RNA from Drosophila obscura, 285 nucleotides. Its product is annotated as FACT complex subunit spt16-like. The coding region runs from base 1 to 285 and encodes 94 amino acids. Lineage: Eukaryota; Metazoa; Arthropoda; Insecta; Diptera; Drosophilidae. The record is from RefSeq and is a predicted model, not a curated record. The transcript has 2 exons.
AUGACCAAUUUUGGGGACAAUCAAAUGAAGAGCGUGGACUCCUGGAUCUCAGUGGAAAUAAACCGCGAAUUGAAUUGCAAAUAUCCUAACAGCAUCAAAGCGCUGCAGCUGACCCAGCAGCUAAUCGCCCAGGCGAAGGAGCGUCUGGGGAAACGGCGCAACUCCAAGGAAGUGGAGAAGGUGCGCAAGAGCAAGAGCAAGUCCAUCAGCCAAAUGCCUCGCAAGCCCGAGGUCAAGGAACUGAAGCUGUACGAGACAGUCAUUAUUCCCGUGUUCGGCCGCUAG